AUGUGGACACAGUGGGGUGCAAAAGCAAGAGCCGCUGAAUACGACGCCGCCAAAAACGCUGCUGCGAGACGAACAAGCGAAGAGCACAAAUUGCCGCAGAAACCCGCACCUGUGUCCCUGAGCGCCUUCACCAAGAACGCUCCUCUCAACCGCAACAAAGGCAUCAAGGCUUGGAAGCCGUUGGUUUUGGAAGACACACCAGAAGCCACCAGUGACAACGAGAGCCAGGAGGACAUCCAUGGCACACCAUCAACGCCCACUCGUUUCACGUCGACCGAGAACAGCAACUCUGUGAGCGAGGACAAUGACGUCUCUCGGGUGCUUGCGAAAGCCGCGGAGCUCGGUGCCAGUGAUAGCACGUCCUCCUCGAUCGUAGCCCCGGCUUCCACGGCGCCCAGAGCGAUGGUCAGUAUGCCCUGCCAAACACCGUCCGCCUUGGUCAACCCGACCCCUAAACGCGUGCAACCACAUUCAAUCAUCAAGCAGGUCCAGCAAACCACGACUCCUAGCGUGCAUAGCUCCCCAGGAAAUGUGGCCGCAGGUGGUGGGUACCCAAACCCGAAUCCGUAUCCUUGGGUUGAAUGGCACUAUGGCUCACAUGGAUUCCCCGUGGCAGUUCCCUUUACUGUGUCCACAGCGCCCACCCUCGGGCCACUAGCUGUUCAAUAUGCCGGUAACAUCAUGGUCCCAGACGACAUCAGCCCGACAAAACAGGAGACAAAGCUAGCAUUUUUGUCCCAGCAGUUCGCAGGUCCACCGCCGAGUUUUGUUGCCAGACAUGACCAGUUCACUGCUGCUUCAGGUGGGAUUGGGACCUCGGGACUGCCUCCGAUGUCUGCUAUUCACCCUGGUCAAGCGGCGAGCCACUACCCAGGAGCAAUGUUUCCUACGAACCCAACAGGUCGUCCGCUUCUGCAACAUGUCAGUUCCGAUAGCGUUGUCGACAUAGAGGGAAGCUUCUCUGGGUCUGCAUCCUGUAAUAUACCAAACAUUGUCCGACACUACUCUUAUCCGGAUACCCUUGCCGCACCUCUCGAGCAGCCACGAGCAACUGAACAGACCACAGGCGUAACCGCGCCACAUCCGGCUCGUGGGCCAACAUUGCACUCUUGCGAAGAGGAACCGUAUGACCGAAAGACAAAGAUGCAAAGUUUCGUGGCGGCACAGCAGGCUUUGGCCAAGACAGGGAAGACUGUGCUGCACAAUCCCGAUCUGCACCAAGUGAGGACCACUGAGGCGACAUCUCCAGCUCGGUCAGGCAGCACAGCAACGACGCCCGAGCAUGGCCUUCGUCGUCAGAUCCUCAACCCGGGAUCUGUCACUAUUCUGAAACCGCCACCCGGAUUUGGAGCACAACAAAGCCCUCGCCCGACCUGGGAAGAAGACAGCAACAAGAAGUCUUGUCCCAUCGACCAGGCAACUCUGCGGCAGAUAUUCGAGGUUGACGAACGAGACUGGUUCGAGUUGAAGCCCGUCACCAAGGCACAGCGGACAAAGAUGAAUAGGGUAAUGAAUACUUUUGCGAGGGCACAGGCGCCUGAUCAAACUCGAGAAUUUGGACCCAAGUUACACGAGGAUAAGAAGGAAAACCUCUGGCGCUGGAUGCAACUCGCCAACAAGGACAACAGACCUGUUACGGCCACACACAAGCUGUUUGAAGAAGCUGCGAGGGAACGGCUUUCCACCGGGGCUGUUGGCCUCGAUAGUGACGGUGCUACGACUAAUCAACUGUCCCAAGCCGAAAUCGAGUGUGCUGCUAUCUGCGCCGUUGGAGAGAUCGUGGCCAACCUGAUCGACGACGGAGGAUCUUCUGGCGCGAACACGGACACUGAUGGUCUUUUUGCUAAGUGGAAGCCCGCCCCGGAGUAUGCGAUCCAACGUGGGCGGCUGUUGAUGGGCAACAGUGGAAGCAUGAGCUUCUUUGAGGACAACGCCGCUGGAUUCUAUACGGCUCCUAGUCGGAUUGCGCGCGACCCUCGAUUUAGACCAGCUGGGAAGGAAACAAUUCAGGUCAAGGCAGACGAUGGCUGGAAACUCCGAGCCGACAUGUACGGGAGGAGACGCCUUUGA
Messenger RNA from Cladophialophora carrionii CBS 160.54, 2070 nucleotides. RefSeq lists its product as uncharacterized. The transcript has a single exon. NCBI's taxonomy places the organism in Eukaryota, Fungi, Ascomycota, Eurotiomycetes, Chaetothyriales, Herpotrichiellaceae. The coding region runs from base 1 to 2070 and encodes 689 amino acids. The record is from RefSeq and is a predicted model, not a curated record.